AUGGGCUACACCUCCUCUUGCACCCUCGUAAAUAAUCGCUAUCUCCUCCCCUCGCAAAAUGCUAGGGUCCUGAAUCUCAAAGCCGUUCAAGGAGAACAAAAUUCGAGGCCUCUAAUCACAAUGUCUCAAGUUAAGAUUCCACAUGUUCUUACUGUCGCCGGCUCCGAUUCAGGAGCCGGAGCCGGCAUCCAAGCCGACCUCAAGGCUUGCGCCGCCAGAGGAGUUUACUGUUCUACUGUCAUCACCGCCGUCACUGCACAAAACACAGUUGGAGUUCAGGGUGUAAAUAUUGUGCCAGAGGAUUUUGUUCGAGAGCAACUGGAAUCAGUGCUAUCUGAUAUGCACCCCGAUGUUGUGAAAACUGGCAUGCUACCUUCAACUGGAAUAGUCAAGAUCCUCUCUCAAAGCCUCAGGGAAUUCCCCGUUAGAGCUCUGGUGGUUGAUCCUGUUAUGGUGUCUACAAGUGGGGAUGUACUGGCUGGUCCUUCUAUUCUGGAUAGCUUUCGAGAGGAGCUUCUUCCCAUGGCCGAUAUAGUGACUCCAAAUUUAAAAGAGGCAUCUGCUUUACUUGGUGGCAUACCAUUGGAAACAGUUGCUGACAUGCGCUCUGCUGCAAAAUCCAUUCAUGAUAUUGGUGCACGAAAUGUCCUUGUUAAAGGAGGCGACCUUGCUGAUUCCUCAGAUGCGGUUGAUGUUUUAUUUGAUGGCAAGGAUUUCUACGAGUUCCGGUCCUCCCGGAUAAAAACUAGGAAUACUCAUGGAACCGGCUGUACUUUAGCUUCAUCUAUAGCAGCUGAGCUAGCCAGAGGUUCUUCGCUGUUUUAUGCUGUAAAGACAGCUAAACGCUAUGUUGAGACAGCCUUGGAUUAUAGCAAGGACAUUCUUAUAGGAAAUGGCCGUCAAGGUCCUUUUGACCAUAUGAUGAAGCUUAAGAAUAAUGACAUGAAGCUUUCUCGGCACCGACCAUUUGAUCCAAAUGACCUUCUCUUGUAUGCUGUCACUGACUCAAGGAUGAACAAAGAUUGGGGCCGUUCCAUCACUGAUGCUGUGAAAGCUGCCGUAGAAGGAGGUGCCAGUAUAGUUCAAUUGAGAGAAAAGGAUGCUGAUACCAGGGACUUUCUAGACGCAGCCAAAUCAUGCUUGGAAAUAUGUCGUCAACAUGGUGUACCUCUGCUGAUAAAUGAUAGAGUUGAUAUUGCACUUGCUUGUAAUGCUGAUGGUGUUCAUGUUGGUCAAUCUGAUAUGCCUGCUCGUGUUGUUCGCACUCUUCUUGGGCCGGACAAGAUCAUUGGUGUCUCGUGUAAAACACCCGAGCAAGCUCAUGUAGCUUGGAUCGAGGGGGCUGAUUACAUAGGAUGUGGCGGUGUAUAUCCAACAAACACAAAAGAAAACAAUAUUACUGUUGGUUUAGAUGGGCUAAAGAAUGUAUGUCUGGCGUCCAAGUUACCAGUAGUUGCCAUCGGGGGCAUUGGUAUGUCAAAUGUACAACCUGUAAUGGAAUUAGGCGUCCCAAGUCUGAAAGGUGUUGCAGUUGUGUCUGCUCUUUUCGACAGGGAAUCUGUUUUGAGAGAAACCCAAAAUUUACGUAGAGUGCUGUUGGAUUCAAUCACUACAGCAAAAUGA
Molecule: messenger RNA, 1623 nt
Organism: Fraxinus pennsylvanica
Lineage: Eukaryota; Viridiplantae; Streptophyta; Magnoliopsida; Lamiales; Oleaceae
Source: the annotation of a GenBank genome assembly